UUUUUAUUCGACUUCAUUGAUUAAAGGGGAAACGUCAUAUUUCACAUGUUCAUCUUCAAGCCUUGUUACACAUUAACAGAUUUAUUCCUUAUGCUGCUUUAAGUUUUCCGAUUAUUUAACACUUUUUUCUUUGGACAAGAGUUCAUUGCGACUUUUAAAUUUCGUGAGUAUUGAUUAUUCCAUCGUAAAAAUCACAUGGCACUUGGAUUUAAUCGCUUGUCGCUAGUACGUACGUAUUUCUUUUUGUUUCCGGUGAAAUGAGCCAUUGACAGAAGGUGUCUCCCUCUAGAACAUUAUUGACUUUUGAAUGAUUGAAUUUCAAAACUAUUCCGACACUGAAAUGAAACACGGAAAGUCAAUCACAGCAGUAUUCAAAUAAAUUUCUUCCAUAAUGUUGGACUGGUUAGUGAUCAAAAAAUGAUUAUCAAAUAAGACACUAGUCAAAAUGCUUCUAUGCUAUGGCAACGACAAACUGUAGCUAUACUGAUAGCAGUAAUACCUACCAAGAGCUGACAUGUACGUCAAAUGAAUUUUGCUGUACUGGUUCCCUGUUAAAUACUUGUUCUUCUACGAUAUGUUCAACCUCGGUCACGAGCAGCAGUGGUUCUAGCAUUUCACCGACUUUAUUUUGGAGUAUUCUAGGUGGAUUAUUUGGAGCAGGAAUAUUACUCAUUUUCUUAAUGUACAUCAUUUGCAAGUUCAAGGCACCAAAUAGUUGCUUAUCAGAUGAACACGUACACGAUGCUGAAAUGUUCGAGGAAGAACGUCAUGAAAUUAACACUGUCACCCAUCAACAAUCUCAUCAUCAACCAAGAUUUUAUAUAAGACGUGAAAGUUUUUGGAAAAUAACAAGACGCAAAUCUACGAACUCGAAUACAGUUUGUAGACAGUGUGAACAAACCCGUGAAAGAAAUCAGGAGAAAAACAACAAAUCGCAGAAGGAUGAUAUAGAAAUGAAAAAUAACAUUAUUAUUAUUAAAAACGUUGCCAACCAGAAAUGUUCAAAAACGAAAACUGUAUUGGCUCUUCCAGAUGUUGGAUAACUAAGACUAAUUAUCAAAGGUUAACAUAAGUGCACUCGUUUACACCUUAUGUAAAGAUAAAAAAACAGCAAAACAAGUGGUUUUUUGGUAACUUGAAAAAGUUAGGCUCAAAUGUGUAGUUCAAUUUUUUUCUUAUAACUUGUUAUGAAUUUGUUAUUAAUAUAUAAAUAAACUAAGACAUGUUUUUUUAAUGUGCAA
Molecule: messenger RNA, 1241 nt
Organism: Mytilus californianus (California mussel)
Lineage: Eukaryota; Metazoa; Mollusca; Bivalvia; Mytilida; Mytilidae
Exons: 4
Coding region: 459-1043 (194 amino acids)
Source: RefSeq, a predicted model, not a curated record